Messenger RNA from Propithecus coquereli (Coquerel's sifaka), 3276 nucleotides. It is a transcript of the gene NDOR1, whose product is annotated as NADPH dependent diflavin oxidoreductase 1. The record is from RefSeq and is a predicted model, not a curated record. The transcript is spliced from 11 exons. Gene Ontology annotation, cellular component: cytosol. The coding region runs from base 794 to 2623 and encodes 609 amino acids. Gene Ontology annotation, molecular function: NADPH-hemoprotein reductase activity; FMN binding; flavin adenine dinucleotide binding. Lineage: Eukaryota; Metazoa; Chordata; Mammalia; Primates; Indriidae.
CCCGCCGCCGGCGCCUCUGCUGCCGGGUGCAGGCCCUGGACUCCUACCCUGUGGUGAGGGCUCCCUAAGGCCACGGCGGGAAGACGCCAGCAGGCCUGGCGUGCCCGCCCCUCAGGGUCGUCAACUCAAAAGGCCUCGUGUUCUGUCUGAUAGCGGGCCCUUCCCCUACGGAGGAUUUAGGGGAAGGGGGACCUUGGGAAGGGGGGGUUCUUCCCGUUUAGCACCUGGAAGAAGUUGAAGCCUGAAAGAGAAAAGGCAGGCUGGUCGCCAGGGUUGCUCACGUAAGGUCCUUUGCCCUAUCAGCCUGAGCGAAAGAGAGGGGACGAGGUUUCAGGGAGGAUGCCUGGUCAUUUACAGCCCAAGGUCUUACACGUGUGUCUUUUUGUUGAGGUGAAUCUGAUUAACGAGCCCCUGGUGAUAUUUGUUUGUGCAACUACAGGCGAAGGAGACCCCCCUGACAACAUGAAGGUACAACUUCGUGGCCAAGAAGCUGCACCGACGGCUGCUGCAGCUCGGGGGCAGCGCCCUCCUGCCCGUGUGCCUGGGCGAUGACCAGCAUGAGCUGGGGCCUGAUGCUGCUGUCGACCCCUGGUUGCAGGACUUGUGGGAGAAAGUGCUGGAGCUGUGCCCAGUGCCUCGGGACCUCGCUGUGAUCCCCCCUGGAGUCCCCCUGCCCUCCAAGUUCACCCUGCACUUCCUCCAAGAGGCUCCCGGCACGUGCUCCGAGGAACGGAGGGCGGCCAGCCCGGACUCUCGAGGGCCCCCGUCAGAGCUGCAGCCCUUCCUGGCACCCAUGGUCGCCAACCAGAGGGUCACCGGCCCCUUGCACUUCCAGGACGUUCGGCUGAUCGAUUUCGACAUCACAGGCUCCGGCAUCAGCUUUGCCGCUGGCGACGUGGUGCUAAUUCAGCCCUCAAACUCGGCUGCCCACGUCCAGCAGUUCUGCCAGGUGCUGGGCCUGGACCCCGACCGGUGCUUCACGCUGCAGCCGCGGGAGCCAGGUGUCUCCUGCCCCCCAAGGCUGCCGCAGCCCUGCUCCAUGCGGCACCUCGUGUCCCAGUACCUGGACAUUGCCAGUGUCCCUCGCCGCUCCUUCUUCGAGCUCCUGGCCUGUCUGUCCGCCCAUGAGCUGGAGAGGGAGAAGCUCCUGGAGUUCAGCUCUGCCCAGGGCCAGGAGGAGCUCCACGAGUACUGCAGCCGCCCCCGCAGGACCAUCCUGGAGGUGCUGUGUGACUUCCCGCACACGGCUGGCGCCAUCCCACCAGACUACCUGUUGGACCUUAUCCCCGCCAUCCGGCCGCGAGCCUUCUCCAUCGCCUCCUCCCUGCUGGCACACCCCUCACGGCUGCAGAUCCUCGUGGCUGUGGUGCAGUACCAGACCCGCCUCAAGGAGCCCCGCCGCGGCCUCUGCUCCUCCUGGCUGGCGUCCCUGGACCCUGGACAAGGAGCCGUGCGGGUGCCCCUGUGGGUGCGGCCCGGGGGCCUGGCCUUCCCGGAAACGCCGGACACACCUGUGAUCAUGGUGGGGCCUGGCACUGGGGUGGCCCCCUUCCGAGCAGCCAUCCAGGAGCGUGUGGCCCAGGGCCAGACUGGAAACGUCUUGUUUUUUGGCUGCCGCUGGCAGGACCAGGACUUCUACUGGGAGGCGGAGUGGCGGGACCUGGAGAGGAAGGGCUGCCUGACCCUGGUCACGGCCUUCUCCCGAGAGCAGGUGGGUGUGCCUGGGAGCCGGGGGUUGGGGGGGGCGUUCAGGCUCAGCCCCCUGCCCAUCUCCCGCCCUGCAGGAGCGGAAGGUGUACGUGCAGCACCGGCUCCGGGAGCUUGGGCCGCUCGUGUGGGAGCUGCUGGACUGCCAGGGCGCCUGCUUCUACCUGGCAGGCAACGCCAAGUACAUGCCGGCAGACGUCUCGGAAGCGCUGACGUCCAUCUUCCAGGAGGAGGGCGGGCUCUCUGGCCCCGACGCGGCCGCCUACCUGGCCAGGCUUCAGCGGACGCUGCGCUUCCAGACGGAGACGUGGGCCUGAGGAGCUGUCCCGACAGCCCACACCCGGUCCGAUGGCCAUCUCCAGGCCCAGGGAAGGGAGUCCAGAGGGAAACACCUGGCAGAGGGGCCGUUGUCACCUCCAGGCCUGGUCUGGACCCAGAGUCCUCUAAGACCAGGCUUGGGGCUUGCACACCCUGCUGGUCAGGACAGCCAGCUCCCUGCACACAGCCACACCCCCCUGGAUCCCCGAGUCCUGGCCUCUCAGCCCUGGCUUUGCUGCAGCCUCUGCGACCCCUCCCAUCUCUCACCCUGACACACAGCUCUGUGUCCAUGUCCCCCCCGACCUGGCCAAGGUGGUGCCCUGCGCAGCACCACCCACACAGGUACAGUGACCCAGGAAGGCACAGGCAGCCUGCCGAGCCCUCCAACGUGUGCAGGGUCCCUGCGAGGCUGCACUGGUUCCUCUGCCCUGGGGACUCCCCAGCCACUCCCACUGCAGCCUGCUGUCAUCCCAGUCACCCCGACACCUGCAGGGCUCAGACAGAGGCAGGGGGACCCUGGCUUCCUGAGGUGCAGUGGGAGGGCCCAAGCCCGUGCAGCCCCUUCCUCUCCUGGUUCCAGGAAAAUAGCAGUAAAUGAUGCCUCCCGGUGGCUGCUUGUGACGUGCGCUUUCUUCCUUCCUCCAGCUCCUCCCGGGUGGCGGGUGGGUAGGCGGGCCCACAGCUCGGAGGAACCCAUCCGGUGUGGUGGUGCACCUGCCACUGCUCAGCCACCUUUGCCUGGGUUGCUGCUACAACUUUGGUGUCUAAUUCUAACAUGGUGAGCGCCUGCUGUUUCCACUGUGAACUCAAGGCUUGGAGGCAGGUCAGCCAAGCUCUGCCGGGCUCUGGUGGCCAAGCAGGGGUGACCGGCAGAAGGGCCCUGGUGAGGUACAGGGGAGGCCCCAGGCAGGCUGGUGUGUGCCAUCUCUGCCCUGUCCGGGAGCAGGCCCACACCCAGAGCAAGGCGCACCGCCCGGAGGGGUGUGGCAGCCAUUGUUCCGCCUCUGGGAGGGGCCUUUGGUGCUGGGAGGGAAAAUCCUGUUGGAGGAGUCCGGCAGGCCAGCCCACAUCACCCCGCAGAGCCUGUUUGUCCGUCUGUCAGUCGCUGGCACAGGAUUAGACGAGGCCGAGGCCAGGCUGGGGACGGUGCUGUGUGGGUCUGGGAGCCACUGGAGCUGGCACACCUGCUGGGCCCAAGCGAAGUUUACUUCCAGCCUGGAGGAGGUCAGUGCUGGAGCCCAGACUGCCCGC